ACACGGUAAGCCGCCGAAUCUCUAUUGUUCUACCGAAUUCUACCGGUAGAGCGCGGUAACCCACUCAAUUUCCUUCGCCCCGAACGGCAAUGGGGACAGAGGAGCGCUACCCCGAGUGGUCUUUCACGGAGACGCUAUCGCUGGACGAUGUGGAGAUCCGCGAGCGCCAACAGGUGGACGAGGACGGAGAGCUCUGCAUCGUGUCCUACGCGCACGCGAUCCAGGGCCGCGAGACGACAAAGAUCACUUACAAGAUGAUCCGUAAAGUUUGCACUUAUCUGGGCGUUCGCUACUAUAAGAACCAGCCCAAGAACGUCAUGUUGGAGAUCAUCGCACAGAAGAAACUCAAGGGCCAAGUACCCGAGAGCUACAGGAAGAAGCGGAAGGUGGCCGAGAGAGCGCGACCUGUAUACACGUACCGGGAUGAGAACAGGAACGAGAACCGAGAUCCCACAGAGGAGUCUCACCCACCGGCCACCAACUCCAAGCGCCAACGGGUAGAGGCAGAUGAGUCAAAUGUCUCUACCGUCUCCGUUACCACCACCACCAACAGUGCCACUACCACGUCCUUCCAUCUACUGGAACACCGGAACGAGAACAAUGAGAACCGAGACUCCACAGAGGAGACUACAGAAGAGGCUCCAUUGUCUAUCAAUACCAACCGCCAGCGCGUGGAGACUGGUGAAGCGAACGCCGCUACGAUCCCAGUUAUCACCACCACCAGUAGUGCUACCAACGCGUUCUUGCAGCCCUUGAUACUAGCCGAGACGGACCAACGUCAAUUGCCAGCCGACAAUGGACCAGGGAUCCCAACGACCCCGUCAGUACCGGAACCGCCCCGGAUCUACGUGGAAAUGUCACUGACCGACCGAGUUGAUACGUUUAACUUACUGCGCCAUAUUCGUCAGCAGAUCCAACAUGUCGAAGAUGAAAUCGCCACCCAAACAACAAACAGCACGUCGCAGAUGUCGACUAUUAAGACGCAACGUCUGACUGAAGAUUUACGCUUCUACCUUGCCGAGCGGCGAUCACUCAUCCAACAACUCGAAAACUCGAGAUACAUGUGAAAAGCGUACUUCAACGACAACAUCCGUGAGAUGGCCGUUUCCGAAAUAUAAAAUGUCACGUUUUCUUAGGGUAUUUUUUGAGAGAAUUAGUUUGGCUGGACAUCCUUUCGCUUCCCAGUCUUCUCAAGAUGAAGCUGAACUGUGUGAACUCGAGUGACGCCUGACGUAUAAUAUCAAGGUCGCACAAGACGCCAGCAUUCGAGACGCGAAAAAGCAACAUUAGCGUAUUCGAAGAGGUGGCUUCGAUGAAGCUGUUCGCCGCUAAAGACGAGCAUGGACAUUUUCUUCGUCUGAAGGCACAUGGAAGAGCGAAGUUUGUCGGAUGCAUACAUGUUUGUGAUGACGUGUCUGUGAAAUUCAUUUUGUGUUGAUCGGGAUUGGCCCAGUUACUUCAAAGCAACCGUUGUAUAACCAAGAGUAUGCAGAAAACUACGAGAAACCAUUGCAGACAGAAAGGGUCCAUUAUUACUGGGAAAAAAGAUAAUAACGAUACAUUGACAUUGCAUAGAGUGAUAACCAAGCCUAAUAUACAGUAAAUGUUGAGAAGUC
Phytophthora nicotianae INRA-310 is the source of this 1616-nucleotide messenger RNA. RefSeq lists its product as hypothetical. Bases 90 to 1067 code for a protein of 325 amino acids. NCBI's taxonomy places the organism in Eukaryota, Oomycota, Peronosporomycetes, Peronosporales, Peronosporaceae. The transcript has a single exon. The record is from RefSeq and is a predicted model, not a curated record.